AUGGUCUCAACUAUAUUGUCACCUUCAACAUUACUAAUUUCACAAAAAAUCAUCAAACCCUCAUCCCCAACUCCUCCUACAAAAAAAUUGCACAAACUUUCUCUUAUAGAUCAAGCCAUAGCAAAUGUUUACAUACCCUUUGCCCUUUUCUACACUAAACAACAACUUGAUUCAAUUCCAAAAAGCCCUUCUCAAAUAUCUCAAAUUCUUGAGAAUUCUCUUUCACAAAUUUUAACCUUAUAUUAUCCAUAUGGUGGGAGGUUACAUGAUAACACUAUCGUCGAUUGUGAUGACACUGGAGCUGAGUUCUUACAAGUACAAAUUGAUAGUCCAAUUUCUGAGGCUCUUAAUUGCCAUAACGCGCUUAUUGAACGUGCAGUAUUUCCUGAAAAUUUACCUUGGAAAAAUUGUACGAAUCAUGGACUAAUCGUAGCUCAACUUAGCUAUUUUAAUUGUGGAGGAAUAGCUAUUAGUAUGUGUAGUUCACAUAAAAUUGGAGAUGGAUGCAAUAGUUAUUAUAUGUUUCGUGAUUGGGCUGAGAUAACAAGUAAUCCAAAUGGUGUAAAACCAUCUAUUUCCUAUUUGGAGCAAUCUAUUUAUCCAUCUCCUCCAAAUGGUCCUUUAACUUCCCCAGUGAUUGGCUUAAAAAAAGAGGAUUGUGUACAAAGAAGGUAUAUCUUUUCACCUUCAAAAUUACACGAACUCAAGACACUAGUUGCCGCGGAAACAAAAAUCCAAAAUCUAACACGUACAGAAGUUGUUAGCGGACUUCUUUUUAAAAGCAUUGUUUUCGUGAUCAAGGCAAAUUCGGGUUCAUUUCUCCCUUCUACAUUGGUUCAACCUAUUGAUUUGCGAAAUCAACUGAAUUUGCCACUAAAUAUAGUAGGAAAUGUCCUCACAUCUUUUCCAACAUCAAUAUACAAUGAAGAAAACAUGAAAUUAUCAAUAAUAGUUAGUGAAAUGAGAAAAGGAAAAGAACAAGCUUACAAAAGAGAUAAUGUGAAGCAAAAUGUAUUGGUUGAUAAAAUAUUUGAAUCAACUUUAGCAAAGGAAGAAAUGUACCAUAGUAGUUGUACUUGUGACACUUAUAUUUGUAGUAGUGUAGUAAAAUUUCCAUUUCAUGAAAUAGAUUUUGGAUGGGGGAAGCCUAUAAAAGUGAGUGUAGCAAAUGGCCCAUUUGGUAAAAUAAUUUACUUGAUGGGUAAUCAAGGUGGUGGAGUUGAUGCUUUUGUGAUGUUAAGUGAACAAGACAUGUUUGUAUUGGAACGUGACACUCAACUUCUUGAAUUUGCGUAUUUAGUUCCAACUUCUUAG
Solanum tuberosum (potato) is the source of this 1314-nucleotide messenger RNA. Its product is annotated as acylsugar acyltransferase 3-like. The record is from RefSeq and is a predicted model, not a curated record. The transcript is spliced from 2 exons. Bases 1 to 1314 code for a protein of 437 amino acids. Lineage: Eukaryota; Viridiplantae; Streptophyta; Magnoliopsida; Solanales; Solanaceae.